AAAUGUUGAAAGAUAUGGAAGAAUUUUUAAUUGAAGAUUUUGCAAGAACACAGUGAGCACUCAGUGAUUGAAUUUAAUAGGAAUAUAUGUUAUAAAUGACCGUUACAUUAAUAAAGAAACACGACAGCUGUAAACAAACUGUGUUGGUAUGAAAAGGAUUUCAACAGUAAAAAUAGAUAAUAACGAUAUGGAGGGGUCUAAUAAUGGAGGAAAAAGUCUUAGGAGAAAAACGUCAUCCAUAUGGCAGAGAGCUAAAAAUAAAAUCAGAAUAACGCCAAAAGAUGCAACACCUGUGAAUUGGAAAAUCAUUGGUCUUGUAUUCAUCUCAAUGUUCACUGGAACACUCAGUCUUACAUUUCUGUUUCCUUUCCUGCCAGAAAUGAUUUUGUUCUUUGGUUACCAAGAGACAGACAAGGGUUACUAUGCAGGAAUGGUGGCCUCCAUGGUGUUUGCUGGCAGAGCAGCAGGAAGCUUUUUCUGGGGUUGGUUGUCUGAUAAAAUGGGGCGGAGACCAGUCAUGCUUAUGACGAUAUUUGGAAAUGGCUUUUUCUGCUUGCUGUUUGGAUUUACCUCUAAUUUACCCAUGGCUCUUACCAUAAGGUUUCUAGCUGGUUUAGCUAAUGGCACCGCAAGCAUUUCCAAGGCGAUUCUAUACGAGGUUUCAGAUGAUUCUAAUCAAGCUACCGGAUUGUCCAUCGUGGCCAUGUCUUGGGGAGCAGGGAUCAUACUGGGGCCAACUGUUGGGGGAAUUUUGUCCAACCCAGCUUCUAGAUAUCCCUCUAUGUUUCAAAAGGAUGGUGUGUUUGACCAUUUUCCGUACCUUCUCCCGAGUCUUAUUGUGGCAUGUGUCUGUUUUGUGGUUAUCCUUGUCGACUUCUUAGUUUUACCGGAGACUAGGAGCAGAAAACAACUAGAAUUAGACGUAGAGGAACAACCUGAAGAGUUACACAAAUUGGUUCACAAGACACAACAGAAGCAGACAAAAGAGACAGAUAGAAUGAUCUCUUUAUCAAUGGAGGAUCUCCACUGUUAUACAGACAGAGCAGUAUAUAACGUCAAACUAUAUCAGUCCUGUCAAGAUCUGCGCAGGUCACGUGACUUAAAUAGGAACAAGGCGUUGAAAACGCCGACAGAAAACACUACAGAGGAGACAGUAAGAGUUGAAAAGAAAAACUCCAAGUGCAUCUUCAAUGAAGUCAAGAGUACAAGUCUUUUUGAAAUAUUAAGUACGCCAGAUUGUAGAAAGGCUAUUUUUCUGUACACAGUCUUUUCUUUCUCGUCCAUUGGUUAUGAGGAAAUAUUUACGAUAUGGACAUCAACCAAAACAAAUUAUGAUGGUUUAGGGUUUGAGACAGAUGAAAUUGGUAUGGUUCUUGGCCUAUCAUCUUUCCCCAUGUUGAUCCUCAACCUUUUCAUCUAUCCAUUUCUUGAUAGGAUAUUUGGAACGAAAAAGACAUUUAUAAUCUGUGGCUGUAUUAAUGGAAUCUUGAUGACUGUUACACCCAUGUUACAUCUUAUUGAAUCAAGUUCCCCGUCCAUACUGUGGACUAUCCUCCUUGUUCUGAUUGUUCCACAGAAGAUAAUGACUAGUUGUUUAUUCACUGCAUCGUCACUCUUCAUUAACAACUCAUCACCACCUCACAUGGCGGGCUCCGUCAAUGGAAUCGCCACCACUUCCACGGCUAUUGCCAGAACCUUGGCACCCACAAUAGGAGGCAGUAUAUUUGCAUGGUCUAUAGGGAACAAUCUAGAAGCCCCGUUUGAUGUCAACCUUUCUUUCUUUAUCUUUGGAUUCAUUUUAAGGUUGAUCAGUAUAUAUAGUUUAUUUAUGCCAGAAUCUCUCAACAGAAAAAAGACUUAAAACUUACAAAAAUAUAUAUUUUUACAACAAAUCUGUGUUUUUAUGGGAAACCGAAUUCCACGAGUUUAGCAAAGUAAUGGAAAUUGUAAUUCAUUGUUACCGUGCACAUGGAUUGCAAUAUUUUAUGACAUUUUUUAUGAGAAAUGGAAUUCCACGAACUAAGCAAGGUCGCGAAAAUUGUGAUUCUUUGUUACUGUGAACACGGACUUAACUAAGUGUUUGCAGUCUUAUAUGUCUGGACUUAAGGACUUACAUGCCACCUAUUGAUCAUUUACUUCAAAAUCAGAAUUAGUUUUUUAAUAGCAAUGCACAGAAAAAAUAUAAUGUUCACUUAUGCAAGAAUAUCUUCAUGAUUUAAUGGAGUAUUUGCUUUAUAGUCCAUAGAAGCAUUUACCAUUAGCAAUACGAGAAUUCCAAGCUGACCUGCAAAUGAUGGUUAACUCAAUGAUGAGAGAUGGUGGCAGUUGCCAAUUUUGAGCUAACUGUUUUGGGGGCAUCUCUCAACUGUUUUGAAUAAACUUCUUA
Molecule: messenger RNA, 2386 nt
Organism: Saccostrea cuccullata (small rock oyster)
Lineage: Eukaryota; Metazoa; Mollusca; Bivalvia; Ostreida; Ostreidae
Exons: 13
Coding region: 149-1861 (570 amino acids)
Biological process (GO): transmembrane transport
Molecular function (GO): transmembrane transporter activity
Source: RefSeq, a predicted model, not a curated record